Messenger RNA from Silurus meridionalis, 2160 nucleotides. Its product is annotated as H-2 class I histocompatibility antigen, Q9 alpha chain-like. Gene Ontology annotation, biological process: immune response. The record is from RefSeq and is a predicted model, not a curated record. The coding region runs from base 80 to 1165 and encodes 361 amino acids. Gene Ontology annotation, cellular component: external side of plasma membrane. The transcript is spliced from 8 exons. Lineage: Eukaryota; Metazoa; Chordata; Actinopteri; Siluriformes; Siluridae.
AAACCGAGUUAAAUACCGGGUUAAAGAGAGUUAAAAUGUAAGUUGAAUAUAAUAUUAGAGGAAAGUGUAGAGGAAGUGAAUGAUGGCGCGCUGCAGAUCAGUAAUUAAAGCUCUGAUCUUUCUUCUAUUUACUCUUCAGCUUUCAUCAGCAGUGAAACACUCUCUGCAGUACGUCUACACUGCAGUUACACCAGGAAUAAAUUUCCCAGAGUUCACUGUUGUUGGUCAGGUGGAUGGACAGCAGAUUGAAUAUUACGACAGUAACCUCAGGAAAAUGAUCCCAAAGACAGAGUGGAUCCAAAACAAUGAGGGAGAAGAUUACUGGAACAGACAGACACAGAUUAUGCAGAUGCAUCAGGAGAGCUUCAAAGUCAACGUGGCAACUCUAAUGCAGCGCUUCAAUCAGACUACAGGAGUUCACACAGUACAGAAGAUGUACGGCUGUGAGGUUGAUGAUGACGGCACUGUUAGAGGAUAUGAGCAGUUUGGUUAUGAUGGAGAAGAUUUUAUCAGUUUUGAUCUGAAGACUCUGAGUUGGGUCGCUACCACACGUGAGUCUGUGAUCACCAAGAACAAGUGGGAUCCAAAUACUGGCUUUAAUAAGAAUGAGGAGAAUUACCUGAAGAACAUCUGUCCUGAGUGGCUACAGAAAUACCUGACUUACGGCAAACACACUCUGGAGAGGAAAGAUCGUCCUGAGGCGUCUCUGUUCCAGGAAGAAAUUUCUUCUCCAGAGGUGGUGUGUCAUGCUACAGGUUUCUUCCCUAAAGCACUGAUGAUCUCCUGGCAGAAGGACGGACAGGACGUGUAUGUGGAUGUGAAGCUCAGAGAGACGUUACCCAACCAGGAUGGAAGCUUCCAGAAGAGGAGCAUUCUGAAAGUCUCAGCUGAGGAGCUGCAGAAACACACCUACACCUGUGUGAUUGAGCACAGCAGCUUGGAGAAGGAUUUAGUGCUGCCUGUGAGCGAGAGACGAAUCCUGAGAGGUGAAGGAUCAGAUGGAGGACUGAUUGGGAUCAUCGUUGGUGUGGUCGUAGCUCUCGUUGUUCUUGUUGCUGUUGUGGCUGGAAUUGUGGUCUGGAAGAAGAAGAACUCUGGAUUCAAACAUGUUCCUGUUCCAUCCAGAGCCUCCUCUGAUGGAGAUUCUUCCUCCAAUAACUCCUAAAGUGUGAGAGUGUGUGAUCCUGCUGCAGUGAGAGAGAGAGGAGGAGAGGAAGAGGAGGAUCAUAUACACACACACACACACACACACACACACACACACGCACACACGCACACACACACACCCUUUUCCACUUAUAAUUAUUAUAUUCAUUAUAUAUUAUUAUAAUUAUAAUUGUUUGCACUUAUAGACUUUGGAUUGCUUCAUAUAUCAUUGUUUCCCCCCCAAUGGUGACCAACCCCUCAGUGGCACAUUUCUCAAGGCACAUUCUAUCUGCCAAUCUGCAUUCGAGUUUGAUGCGAUGUUCUGUGUAUAAAUGGAGCAUAUUUUAUUGUGAAUCUGCUGUUACUACUCGUGUAUUUUUGCUUGCUGUAAUUGAUUUCUGCAGACUUUGAUUUUAUAUACACACCUGGUAAUUACAGUGUGUUAAAAGUGUCACAGGUAUGUAAACAUUUAUUUUUCAUUACUCUGAUUAAUAUUUCAUAUAUUUGUUCUUUUUAGGACAUGUUUUUUACUAGCAGUUCCACAUUUACUAUUUUUAUCUCUGAGAUAUACACACAUGCACACACAAAAUUAAACUAUUUUACUUAUAAGUGCACUGCAUGGAGAAACUGAUAGAAGGUUACAUGUAAUAUUACUUGUAUAGAUUGAAGUGAGAUGUAAAACCUUUACAGGAGCUUCGGUACUGUUCAGGUUUGCUGUGGCGCUUAAUGCUGCCUGUUAUCAGUAAUUAUACUACAUCAUAAAUUAUAGCUCAGAAUUACUUUUUUUUCUAGCAUAACUUUCAAAAUUAAACUGCCACUCCUUAGCUCUUUUACAACAAUAAUGACGCAAGUGAUUCCUUAAUUCUGAUUGGUCAGAGUCUGAUUUCUGUUCAGUCUCUAAAUCUUGUAGUUUUCAAUAGGAUUGACUCAUUAAAUUGUUAUUGUUUUUUUGUGUGUGUUAUAAGGUGAAUAUGUGAAAAGUUGGACAAUUAAACUUUAGGCACUGUAUGGUAA